This is a messenger RNA of Racocetra fulgida, 340 nucleotides long. The record is from the annotation of a GenBank genome assembly. Lineage: Eukaryota; Fungi; Glomeromycota; Glomeromycetes; Diversisporales; Gigasporaceae.
UAAUGUUACUGAUCUAGAAAUUAUGAUAAUGAAAAUUAAAGCAAUCCAAAGUGAGAAAGAUUAUCUAUUAAUGCUUCUUGCAGAAUACAUUGACAAUAUUGUAAUAGACCAAAAUGCUCAUGCAAUCAAGUUAUAUAAAGAUUCUCUUUGGUCUCUGAUUGCAAACCUGUCAUUCGCCUUUGAUUAUUCAAAUUCUACAACAUAUCAUCUAUUCGAAAAUGCACCAGAAAUUAUUGAAGAGGGUAUUAAAAAUAUUCUUUCUUUCUAUGAGACUGGAAAAUUGCACUUUCAAGAGGUGCUUGAAGAAGAUGUAUACAAAACUAAGCUUCAAACUUCUUAA